AUGCCACUCGCUUCGAGCGUGGCGAACGAACGCGCCGGUACCAUCGGAUCUAGAAGUCACGUACACUCUCUGAACGAUGAUUGUCUCAUCGCCAUCUUUUACUACGUGGCUCGAGAUCCCCUCGAGCCGUUCUACCCGAGGGAGAUUGAGACGACCAAGGCAGAUCAACUGAUCUGCUUGACACACGUAUGCCAGAGAUGGCGCGGAGUUGUACUAGAUAUCCCUCAGCUGUGGGCUGACGUGGCUUUUGUAUAUCCGAAGGGCUUCCCCACUCUCCUCGGACGCGCUCGAGAAUCCCCACUCCGCUUCGCGAACGACGCCUUUGGAGCGAGGAAGCCCAUAAUAUCCAACGAACAGGCGCAUUAUAUGAUAUCUCAUCCUGAACGUCUGCGGAUACUGGAGAUCCACUACCAGUGGCCCUCGCUUGCGCUGGCUUUUGCUGGCAAGACCAUGCCGAUUCUCGAGAGUCUCACCUUCGAUUAUGGCGGCGCCUCCGACACCGAUGGGGAGGGAAAUCGGUUCUACUUCAAUGAGCGACCAAUACGUGCCCCAUUGCUCAAGCACGCAGUAUUUGGGACCAUCUACAUCCCGCUGAUUGCGCCGCAGUUGACCAGCCUCCAUCUCGGAAUCGCCGAUGGCCUUACCGGCACUUUCGAUCUGGAUAGCGAGCGUUUCUACGCCCUGCUGAAGAGCUCGCCGCUGUUGGAGUCUCUCAGCUUACACGAAUGUUUCCCAGAAGAAGCCUGGGCGAACGAGGAGAGUGAGCGCGUAGAACUACCGCGUCUGGUCAAAGUGGAUAUGACCGGUUAUAUCGCGGCCAUUGCCAGCAUGGUCGACAUGAUCCACCUCGUCAACGCGUGCUCCAAUAUCUCCCUGACUGUAUACGAGGUAGACGAAGACGGUGCGGCGGACUUUGCCUGCGCUUUAGCCCCGUUCAUACAGACUGCGCUGCACGAUACACUGUCCGUCACCGGUUAUCUGGCAGACCGGUCUAAUGGGCACCCAGGUCUUCGCCUUUUCUCGUCCGAGAGGACUACUAAAGAUUCAUCCAUCCACGACUCGUACACUCUUUCCGUAGAUGUCGGGUCUGACGAAGAAGACGUCGACAUCAUGAGCUUCUACCAAAGUAUAUUCGAGCAGCUUUCCGAGGGCCAGAUACGGCAUCUGCUCGUGGUUCACGAAGAGCAGGAGAACGCGUUCACUUGGGUCGACACCAUCCAACCCUUUCAUCUCCCCGCGCUGUCUCAAUCUGUCGACAGGAUAUCAUUCCAGUUGGAGAAUAGGGGGCAUGUCGACCCGGACUUUGGCGAAGGCCUUGCACCCAAGUUUCUGCUGGAAGACUAUAAAGCGUAUCCAAGCCUCACGUCCCUGACCCUACAUGGCGACGGGAGGCAUUAUGCAGCAGCGACCAACCCUGAUAAAUUCGGGGAGUUCAUCCAAUGGCUUCAGAAGCGCCGCGACAGAGACAUACCGCUCGAGACGAUCCGUCUCACCGGGGACGUGUACAAUAAGCGGUACCAAGUUGACCAGUCCGGUACCGUCUGGAUGGGGCCGCAGGACUGGACGGUCUGGCAGGAAGUAAGGAGCAACGGCGUCCGAGUUAUCGACGAGCGCAAGUUGAUUCCCAUGUCGAUGGCGCCGCAUCUGUUGCGCGCCGAUUGA
Molecule: messenger RNA, 1662 nt
Organism: Peniophora sp. CBMAI 1063
Lineage: Eukaryota; Fungi; Basidiomycota; Agaricomycetes; Russulales; Peniophoraceae
Source: the annotation of a GenBank genome assembly